Schistosoma bovis is the source of this 4269-nucleotide messenger RNA. Lineage: Eukaryota; Metazoa; Platyhelminthes; Trematoda; Strigeidida; Schistosomatidae. The record is from the annotation of a GenBank genome assembly.
UAGUAUUGAAUAUUACUGCUCCGAUUCGUUGGGGAAAUUUGAUGCCGGACUCAAUGAAGUCAUCUGGUUUACAUUAGUUCAUCCGAAUGAUCUAGCAUACAGGCAUGUUCUCUACACAAAAAACGUUGUAUAUGUUAAGCGUUCAGCAUUGAAGGGCAAAGGGAGAAUAUGGCUUGAAAUCGUAUAAAUCAUCUGAUCAUGUGUGGUUUGAUUUUAAGUUCCGUUAGAUGUAUAGGAAAAGCCUUUGCUGGGAUAUCUCACGUUUACAGAAGCUUGAGGAAAUGUACCCAUUUUGUUUCUACUCAAUGCAGUUGCCAACUUUGGGUUCGAGUCCCUGGCCCUUUGGCCUCGUUUUUUUGUUUGGGUUCUUUGAUCCUACCCAGAUUUCUAACUAAAGUGGGACAGACAGUACUUAAUCCUGCUUUCAAAGUGCUGAGUGCCGUCUAUAAGCCAUCUACUUGGCGUAUUUGCGUAAGUACAGCAAUUUCUGAGGUGUGUCCUUUAUGUCUGUCAGCGAUGUGUGAAGUCUGCGAUCAUAUUGAUUAGUGUUUUAAGGUAUAGUCUGGCCCAUCUUCGCGCAUCCAAUAUCCUUAUUGUGUCUAUCCAAUAUAUCAAUAGUAGAACGUCUAACCAUCUCAAGAUUUUUAAUUAUUAGAGGUGGAACCGAUAAAUUUGCGAUAAAACUACUUGAUGUGGAUGGUUUUAGAGUGAUAUUCCGAAUUGAUUCGUGUGUGAUGUAGUUAUUGUGGCGUAUUAUAAGAACCUAACUAAUCUGGUACUAUCAUAUUUAUUUGAACCAACAUGAGCGCAAAGGGUUACCAAAGUGUGUACGUGAGCGGGAGUACUGCUUGGGUGCCCGGUACGAAGCAGAUCGUUCUCUUAAAAGUCAACCGGAGAGACUUAAUCCUUAACAGUAAAGCAACGUUAAAAAGUGCGGUCCCACGGUAGUCGGUGAUCAAGAAUGGACUCAUUUGACAUUUGUGCCCUCAGGAUCCUAAACCCUUGCUCACCAUUCGUUUGGAGUCAGGGUUUUUUGACUCUGUGACACUAUCAAAUUACUAAUCACCUAGACUGAUGGAUCUGAUCAAGGCAUGGCUAGGCAUUUAAAUGUAAUCACCUGUAAUGCACAUACUUUAGUUGCGGUUGGAUUGAAAUUAAUGUGACAAAUAUAUUUCGUUAUAUAUGUGGCAGUAAUAAGAUAUAUUGACGACCUUGGGCGACCUACUAGCCAAUGAGGAAACGCUGCCUAGUCAUAAAAUGAUUAAUAGUAGAAAGUAACGAAAUUACUGCUUUAGUCGUGAUGAUUUAUUAUUUAUUUGGGCACAGGGACAUUUGUACAAGGAAGCACCAAAUAGAUUUGCGACACGUAAAUUAUUCGAUUUGUGUGAGAGCUGAGAUACUAUCCGGGUGCCCAAACUAAAGCAGGUGGUUUUCUUAAUGGGGCACACUCGUAGCCUUCGACCUGAAGGUCUGAUCCACAAGGCAGUGAAGUAACGUCCGGUGAUGCAGUCCCAUGGUAACCGGCAACCAACAAUAAGCUCAUACGCCAUUUGCUCCUUCAUGAUACUGGAGUUCAUGCGCACCAUUGGUUUGGAAUCAGGGUUUUCUAGCUCCUCUAGGUGAACUCUCCGUGUCCACCAACCCGCUUUCCGUCCUCUAAAUUUCGUAAACAACCUCGCCGCGAAAAAGCAGUGAGUAGGACUUCUCUGGCGGUGGUUGUAUGCACGUGGCAAUGUGAGAGCAUUUCGAGAAAGAGAGCGGACUCUCGGCUGUACCAGGGCAUUUAGGGGCCAUUCUUUGCACAGGAUCCGUUUUCCCUCUUUACAAUUUAAAGUCUAGUACAAAGAUCAAUGCCUGAUUACCGAGCUGUAAUAACACAAUCAUCAUCUAUCGUACCAGGGCAUUUGGGGUCAAAUUAUCGCUUUUAGCAAAGAGAAAAAAGGAGUUUACGUAUAUACACACAUACUGAUAGUCAGGCUGGCGUUGCUAGUUAUCACCUCAUAGUUUUCGUCGCUAAUUGACACUUAUAAUCAAAGUGUUUGGGUUGGGUAUUGAGAGGUAAACUGGAGUUUUGAAUUGGAUUUAUAAAUUGGGGUCAGUGUUUUCAACAAGGACUGUUGUCAUCUGUAAUGCAGUACAUUGCCGCCUUUCUGUUUACAAACCUGAAAUACUUAGGGUUAAGAUUUAGUGACAAAUUUAAUUCAUGAAUCUCAUUAUGCACUUCAACACACAGUCUACCUUAGAAGCAGGUGUUUCACGUAAUUUAGCGUAAGCACCAUCUGAAAGCCACUUUAUUGUUAUAUAAUAUAUAUUUUCAGUGAUCCCAAACGUUUUAUGAAUAAAAUAUUGCCGAUUUUUACUUGCCUAGUAAUAACACGCUAACUAUCGCUGCACUUCAAAAAAUAAUUGAGACGUUAACUUAAUCCUAGUGGGUUCAUUCAAAGUCGUUAGUAUACUACACUUUUACCAUAAAUGUUUAAAAAUGUAUCCAUGAAGCUGGUUAGAGUCAUGUGCUAUGAAGCUAAUGUUAGAAUAGAGGUAAACUAUAUCUUAAGAUUAUGAAAACCUUGUCUUUUCUGUAUUCCAGUAUCCUUUGAAUUUUAAUAAUUUGUCUUCAGUAUUAAAGUGCUAAACUGAGUAACCAACAUCCUAUUCAUUUACGUGUUUUAAUCCAAAUUUGCAGAACUAGACUAAACCUAUUUUGUGCAUUGUUCCCUGCCUGUGAUUAGUCGAAUUGUCAAUAUCAAGGUGAAUAUAACCACCAAAGUGGUCUACAUUUGUCUCUUUACCUGUUUCUACUGAUUGAGAUUAGUUGGUUUAAAAUGCCCCCGUCUUUAUUAGCUUUUCAGCAUUCAUUAUGAACAUUGUUUAUUUUAAUGUAGAGGUUGGUUAGGAGCUGGUUGUAGUUCGGUAUCUUAGAGAAGGUUCCAGUUUGCGCAAUGCCAGAAACUGUUGCUGUGAAAAGCUUUAAAGAUGGGCAGCAAGAGGAACAAGAGUUGGCCUCCAAAGCUCUUCGUAUACAAAAUAAACGAUUCUACCUAGAUAUCAAGCAAAAUAAGAGAGGUCGCUUCGUGAAAAUAACUGAAGUUGGCAAUGGAGGACAGAAAUCGCGCAUCUUGAUGUCAAUGCCUGUUGCUCUGGAAAUGAAAGAAAAAAUUAACAAACUUAGUGACACAUAUAGUCAACUUCCAUCUCACAAUCGUGAGUCACUCGCACAAGAUGGGCGCAUUGCGUCUGACAUUAUUGUUCGUGAUAGCAGGCGCUAUUAUCUUGAUCUCAAGGAAAAUGAACGUGGUCGUUUUCUGCGUCUCGCUAUGCUUUCUAUGGGCGUUCGUGUUCAGAUUGCAAUCCCAGCUCAGGGUAUGAUCGAAUUGCGCAAUGCAUUGACUGAUCUUAUACAAGGCUAUUCAGGAGAUAUGGAGAAUGAUAUAUUUUCAGACUUACCUGAAUCUAAAGUACUCUUCGUAGGCAACAAGACAUUUUAUUUCGAUGUUGGUUCUAAUAGAUUUGGUGUAUUUCUGCGUAUAUCCGAAGUUCGUGCUAACAUUCGUUCCUCAGUCACCAUACCUGAACAGCAUUGUACGCGAUUUUGUGAUAUUAUUACUGAGUUGGCAAACAAAAUGUCCAAUCAAAAGCUAACUAACGGAGUGUCUGAGAAUGGAAACAAUUCUGACCAACCAGAAGAAAAAGCUGAAGAUGAUGUAAAAGAAGAUACGAAUGGGGAUUCGCCGGUCGCAUCUUAAUGCGUUUUCUAUGAUCUCAGAAAUGUUGUAUGGCAUUUAUUGUGAUGGGGGCUACUGGUGUUUAUUAUUCGUUUUACUUACAAAUGUCCUAUUUUAUCUCCCUCUUAUGGACAUCCAAUUAGGCUGGACUGUUUUAUGUAAUAAUUGUUUUGUUUUUUAUGUAACUUAGUUUGUUUUUUUAGGUAUACGCACAUUAGUUUGCAUUUCUUUAAUUUGUUUUUAUGCGCAUGUGCUUAAUAGUCAUGUGUAUUAUUAUUUAUAUUUGUGUGACUUGUCCUUCUCCAUAUUAUACAUAAUAUGAAUAUUCAUCCAAUUAGGCUGGACCGUUUUAUAUAAUAAUUGUUUUAUUUUUUAUGUAAAUUAGUUUGCAUUUCUUUAAUUUGUUUUUAUGCGCAUGCGCUUAAUAGUCAUGUGUAUUAUUAUUUAUAUUUGUGUGACUUGUCCUCCAUAUUAUACAUAAUAUGAAUAUUCAUUUUUUCUGCAGCUUUUAUGUGACUUUAAUAUAUAUAAUAUAAUUUAUCGUGUU